Aspergillus niger is the source of this 1545-nucleotide messenger RNA. RefSeq lists its product as uncharacterized. Lineage: Eukaryota; Fungi; Ascomycota; Eurotiomycetes; Eurotiales; Aspergillaceae. Gene Ontology annotation, molecular function: carbohydrate:proton symporter activity. Bases 1 to 1545 code for a protein of 514 amino acids. Gene Ontology annotation, biological process: transmembrane transport; carbohydrate transport. The transcript has 5 exons. The record is from RefSeq and is a predicted model, not a curated record. Gene Ontology annotation, cellular component: membrane.
AUGGGUCUUAUCACUGAGACGAGGAAGGCAAUUCAGGAUGCUCCGAAGGGCAUGUUUAAUGCUUAUGUGUUGAUGUGUACGUGUGUUUUUGCUUUCGCUGGUGUUGCGAAGGGGUUUGAUGAAGGUAUUUACAUGGACUCACUGCGUGAAGUUAGAAUGGCUAAUGGAUUGUCUGUUGCGGGUGCUGUUUUUGGAUGUCUUGGUUGUCCUCGAAUCAACGACCGACUCGGACGACGAUGGACCUUUCGUUUGUCGACGCUUAUCUAUAUUGCAGGGAUUCUUGGACAGGGACUAUGCAAUGGGAAUCUUUCAGGGCUUUAUGCUUCGAGGUUUAUUGCGGGAUUGGGGUUGGGUGUGCUUACUAUUGUGCCGCCUAUCUAUAUUUCAGAGAUCGCACCGAAAACAAUUAGAGGUCUCCUCACACUGCAACAUGCUGCAUGUCAACAGUUAGGUGUCGUAUUCGGCUUCUUCAUCAACUACGGGGUGACUAAAAGCUACCCCGGUGGUGAUAAACAGUGGAUGCUCCCUACCCUGUUGCAACUUCUCCCGGCCACCAUAUGGCUGGUCGGAUCAUUCCUCUGCUGCGAAUCUCCCCGAUGGCUAUUAUACAAAGGCAAAAGGCACGAAGCAGCCACUAACCUGGUCAAACUGCGCCAUCUACCCCUUGACCAUGCCAUAAUAGUAGCCGAGCUAGCAGGCAUGGACGCCCAACUCCUCCUGGAAACUGAAUCAGUCGGCGAAGCCACCAUAUGGGAGCUUCUGAAAGAGACACUCACCCCAAUUGAGAACCGACGUCGCUUCUUCCUCAUCUUCAUGGCAAAUCUCUUCUCUCAAUGGUCCGGAGCCAACGCCAUCACGCAAUACUCACCCACUAUCUUCGGCUACCUCGGCAUAUCCGGCGAAGAGUCAACCUUCCUAGCAACGGGAAUCUACAGCGUGGUCAAAUUCGCCAGUACUCUCGCGUUUGCCCUGUUCAUCGUUGACUUCAUUGGCCGUCGUCGAUCACUAAUAACAGGCAUCUGCCUGCAAAUAGUCACAUUAGUCUACGUUGGAGCGUACCUCGGCGCUACAAAGGACAUGACCUCAACCCAGAUCAGAAAUACACCCAGUGCCUCGCACGCCUCGACAGCAGCUAUAGUGGCUAUUUACAUCCACGCUGUGGCAUGGAGUAUCGGGUGGUUCGGCAUUCCGUAUCUUAUCGGGUCAGAGAUUUUCCCCAUUAGGAUCCGGUCGCUGAAUGUGUCCAUCUCGAUGGCGUUCCAUUGGGCGUUCUAUUUUGGGUGUUCGAGGGCCAUGCCGAGUUUGUUGGCUGCUACGCAUCGGUGGGGUGCGUUUCUGUUCUUUGGCUGUAUUUGUCUGAGUGGGUUGGUGUAUGUGUUUUUUGCUAUGCCGGAUACGACUGGACGGUCGCUGGAGGCGCUGGAUAGUCUGUUUCAGCGUCCUUGGUAUACGGUGUAUCGGGUUGCUUAUCCGUCUAGUGAAGCUCUUCAGGUGGAGAGGGAGGAUGCGAAGUUGGGGGAUGCUGAGCAUGUUGAGAGGGCAUGA